Messenger RNA from Priceomyces carsonii, 609 nucleotides. Its product is annotated as glutathione-disulfide reductase. Gene Ontology annotation, cellular component: cis-Golgi network; fungal-type vacuole; Golgi lumen. The record is from RefSeq and is a predicted model, not a curated record. Gene Ontology annotation, biological process: cellular response to oxidative stress. Bases 1 to 609 code for a protein of 202 amino acids. The transcript has a single exon. NCBI's taxonomy places the organism in Eukaryota, Fungi, Ascomycota, Pichiomycetes, Serinales, Debaryomycetaceae. Gene Ontology annotation, molecular function: glutathione disulfide oxidoreductase activity.
AUGCUAAGCUAUAGAAAGAUAAGAAUUGCAGGUCUUUCGGUACUAUUUGUUUUAAUUGUUCUCAUUCUAUUUAUAACAAACUUACCAGCAGCAGAAGAUGCAGAGCCGGACUUAUCAUUAAAAGCACAAACUUUGUUGACAUCUAAUAACUUGGUUGAUGUCUCUGAUGAUGGAAAGCUAGAUGACGCUAUUAAUAAUGAAAUAUCAAAAUUGAACGAUGAAGAGAUCCCAAAUGCAGAGGUCUUUGAUCCUGCAAGAGAAUUUAAACAAAUCAGGGCAUUGUCACCGAUGACCAUUUUUAGUAAAACUUAUUGCCCAUACUCCAAGAAAGUAAAAGCUCUUUUCAACGAUAACUACCAAAUAAACCCUCAACCAGCUAUUGUGGAGUUGGAUAUGCAUGAACACAGCAAGGAGUUACAAGACUACUUGGAAGAGGUAACAGGUAGAAAGACCGUACCAAAUAUUUUGGUAGGGGACUCUCUGGAAAGCAGGGGUGGAUGUGAUGACAUGGUAAGUUUACAUGCAGAGGGCCAGUUGAUGGCGCUGUUGAACGAGUGGGGUGGAAAACUGCUCGUAGUAAAGAGAACAGAAACACCCUCUAAUCUUUAG